AGCUCAGGGCUAACAGCUCUCCUAGCUCGGGGCUAACAGCUCGAUUAGCUCAGGGCUAACAGCUCUCCUAGCUCGGGGCUAACAGCUCUCCUAGCUCGGGGCUAACAGCUCUCCUAGCUCGGGGCUAACAGCUCUCCUAGCUCGGGGCUAACAGCUCUCCUAGCUUGGGGCUAACAGCUCGAUUAGCUCGGGGCUAACAGCUCUCCUAGGUCGGGGCUAACAGCUCGAUUAGCUCGGGGCUAACAGCUCUCCUAGCUUGGGGCUAACAGCUCCCUUUAAAGAGGAAGUUCUGGUCAAAGCCGAGCAUGUUAAAUGCUCCUGCUUCUCUUCUUCGUUGGUUUUACUAAAAACCACACCACCAUCCUCUGUAGAAAAUCUAUAUGUGGCGGCUCAUGUUGGUAUUGCUGGAUAAUAAAUGAACGUGUGGGAAACACUGCUGAUGCCAGAACCGGUGCUGUGUGAUGAAUACAGAUUCUGUCUUUCUGGGCGGGUCUCAGUUUAGACCUUGACGGGCCUGUGAAGGAAACCCUGCUGCUGGACCCUGGAGUUCUCUCUGAAGGACCCGGGUCAGAGUCCAGAGAGUCCACUAACAGAAACAAGAACAGGAGGGUCCACAGAGCCCCUUUAAUAUUCUGGUGCCGCCCGGUGAACUUCAUCUUCUGUUAGGAGAGUGUUGAUGAAGAUGAAGAUGUAAAUAAUUAUGAAAUGUGAUGUUUGCAUUAAACUCUUCUCUCUCUGACAUUUUGUUUUAUUGUAUUUUUUUUUCUUUUUCAAAAGUGUGCGUGCGUGAGCGUGCGUGCGUGUGCGCGGGGGCGUGGAGGGGAGUGUUGCGUCCUCUCACGUGACCAGCCUGUCUGUCCGCUCCCGGUCCGGGUCUUUGUUGUGGUUGCAGCUGCUGCUCUUCUUUUUACGCACCGCGGCUCGCUGACGCGCCUCUUCACGCACCGCACCGCACCGCACCGCACCGCACCGCAGGAGCUCCGCGAGAAUCAGCCCGACCGGCAGUGAGGACGAGCCGGGUAGCUGCGUGGCGCGACACCCGCCACAGACACGCUGCGUGGCUCACAUCGAGCCAACAAAAAAAAAAAAAAAAGAAAGGAGAAGACGCGGAGGUUCGGUGCGGAGGUUCGGUGCGGAGGGCGGACGGGACGGGAGAAUGCAGCCGCUGCCUCCUCGGCUCCCUCUCUGGACUCACCGGACCGCCUCCUGAAGCAGCUCCCCGCACAUUCCUCCAUCUUCCCCGCACACUGCGCGUCUCUCCUGCGGGAGGCAGCCGGGCUGCUCGCUGUCGGAUUACACCACAUUGUUUGCACGCCUCCUUUUUUUUUUCUUCCUCCACCUGAAUCGAGACUUGCGUGAUUUUGUCCUCCUUCAUCCUCCUCUUCAUCAUGGUGUCGGGCCCCACGGCUGGAGGGAGGUGUCCCGGCGGGGUCUUCCCGUACCUGGUGUCCGCCUGCCUGCUGUCCGCGCUGCUCCACCUGCCGGAGGCUCGGGCGUCUUAUUACCCUCAGAGCGGAGAGUGCAAAGGGAAGAAGGACUGCACAGAUCUGUCAGAGAAGAAGAGCGACCUGAGGGUCUGCGACGACUCCACCUGUCGAUUCGGAGGCGUCUGCAGAGACGACGGCGCUCAGCUCAAAUGUGUCUGCCAGUUCCAGUGCCACAAACACUACGUCCCCGUGUGCGGCUCCAACGGAGACACCUACCAGAACGAGUGCUACAGGCGACAGGCGUCCUGCAAACAGCAGAGGCUCAUCUCCCGGGUGUCGGACGGGCCCUGCUCCGCCGAUCCUGGAUCCGGCUCAGGAGACGGAGACGAUGAUGAAGGUUCAGGCUCCGACGUCGGGAAGAAGUUCACAAAGUGCAGCACCUGUAAAUACGGAGCCGAGUGUGACGAGGACUCGGAGGACGUCUGGUGCAUCUGUAACAUCGACUGCAGCGGUCACAACGAGAACCCCGUGUGCGCCACCGACGGGAACUCCUACAACAACCCCUGCCUGGUCCGAGAGGCGUCGUGCAUGAAGCAGGAGCAGAUCGACGUCAAACACCUGGGCAGGUGUCCCGCUGAUAAAGAGAAACUGGGGAAGAAAGACGACAGCAGUCCUUUCAAAGUAAACGUCUUAGAAACCACGGGUCUGGACCACGGCGACGGUUUCUACGCGGGGAUGCCGAUCCCCUGCGCCGACAGCUACGCCGGCUUCUGUGUUCACGGGAAGUGUGAGAUCAAAUACAACAUGGCCACCUGCAGGUGUGAUGCCGGCUAUAAAGGCGCUCAGUGUGAGGAGCCUCAGGACUUCAACAUCCUCUACGUGGUUCCCAGCGGACAGAAGCUUCACUACGUCCUCAUCGCCGCCAUCAUCGGCGCCGUGCAGAUCGCCAUCAUCGUUGCCGUGGUGAUGUGCAUCACAAGGAAAUGUCCGAAAAACAACAGGGGUCGCCGGCAAAAACAAAACCUGGGACACUUUUCCUCGGACACUAACUCCAGGAUGGUAUAGCCGCGACGGCCGCGGUUCUUUUUGAUAAGUUUUUUCGUACGGCGUGGGAAGACCAUUUUUUUAACGGUAGAUGUUAACGGUAUCCAUUUUGUUUCUCUCUCUCCUGGGAAACCAUUAAAAAAGAAGAAUGAGAAUAUUUAUUUAAGGGGCCUUAUUUUCCCUCCUGCUACGUUUUUUCUUUUCUUUUUUUUUUAUGGACGGGAGAUUUUUUUGCGCAUCAAUUUUUCUGGAUGGUGAUUUUUCUUUUAAACAAAAAAGAAAAAAAAAAACAAGAAGGAGGAUCCGAAUCGUCCGAACCCGCUGUCACUUUCCAUCGUUACCAUGUCUGCUGUCUUAAUGACUUCACACUGCUUCCUUAGAGGUUUUGUUGAACGCUUUAUGAAAAUGGUUCCUUUGGUAAACUGGCUAAUAGAUUAACGUCCGCCCCGUCUGGAAUGUGAUAUUUAUUGGACAUGAUUAUUUCUACGCCCCUCUCUGUUUGACGUGUUACUAAUAAUGUGCAGCUGAUCACCAAAUGCAGUUUGUUUUUCAUUUGUAAUGUUUCUGUAGGAGGUGAGUGGGCAGCCAGUGAUAUAGAAAUGUUUACACUUAUUCUUUUGGUAUGAAAGUUCAUGUAAAGACGUCACUGUGUUCAAACAAGCUAAUAAUUUAUUAUUAUUAUUAUUAUUAUUAUUAUUAUUAUUAUUAUUAUUAUUAUUAUUAUUAUUAUUAUUAUUAUUAUGUUUUCCUUUCAAGUAGUUAAUACUUCAAGUUUUUAUGUUAACUUUUUAUUUCAAAUGUUGUUUUCUAAAACUUCUAGUUCCUGUAUAUUCGCAUGACUUGUGAAAACUGUGUACUGUGGUGUAGUUUAAACUUUUUAAAAGAAAAGCCGACGGCCUCGACGCCUCCUCCGUCUCAGAGCCGCUGAGAUCUGUGAAGCGCUGUUGAUGACGGGAGGACGCCGAGCUGCAGGUUAGAGUCGCUGUCGUGAAGAAAAGAAUGUGUAAUGUUUGGAGCUACGGUCGGCUGUCUUCACAGCGCUGGAAGCACAGCGACGUUCUUCUAAAACCGCUCGUUGCUUCGACGAGGAGCCGAGUCGUGUUGAUUUUAACGCUCAGACGCAGGAAUGUUUUUGCAUCUUCAGAGGAUUGUAAAGGAAGUCGUGUCGGCUGUUUCGGGGGGUUGAAGGACAGACAGCAAACGGACGUCAAAUCUAAAAGACAUUUUUUAACGUACCGGGGAGAGAACGUCUCGGUUGCUCGUGGAUGUAAUCAAGGUGUUUUGUCUUUGGAUGUGAGAGAAUAAUAAUGUCUUUUCAUUUUUAAUUUACUUGUUUUAGAUUUUGCAUUUGUUCCUCAGCGAGACGUUCCACACACAGACGAUCCCUCACAACCAGAAACAUGGAAACAUAACAAGAGUCACUAAGAGUCCGUUUCCUCCUGGUGGCAGCAUGUGGUCCGAUCCAGGGUUCACACAUGUGACUGCAGCUCACUUAUUCAAGUCUCUCUGCGUGUUCAUAUGAUGACGUCUUAAACAUCGUUAAACAGUGGUGACGGAUGCUCUCAUGCAAAACCUUCAGACAUGAAACGAAAAAAAGCAUUUAGUCGUCAGGAUCGAUCUUUUCUGUGGCGUCCGGUCGUGUUCCUGUGUUUAAUGUAACGAAACCCGUUGAUGUGUUUUAUAUCAAAGAUGGUAACGCUGUCACAAACUAAACCUUCUUACAAAUCUGUGAUCAGGAAACACGUCUACCACAGUUAGCAUGCUAACCAGCUAGCUCCUGAUAGCACUCUGUAGCUCAGAUACCAGCCUGUAGUUUCAGCUGGAGAUGUAAAAGCAGCCAGUCAACAAUAUAAACUCACUAAAUGUCAAGAAAGGAAAUAUUCUGAUACCUGUUUUCCCUCUGAACAGAAAAAUAUAAGUUUGAGAUCAAUUUUUUUGUCUCUGACUGAACUCAGACCAGUUUAAUCUCCUCGUCAAACUCACUUCAUACAAACUGGACAGAAACUGAAUCAGAGUCACCAGAACAGUUCUGGUUUGUCUCCACGGUCUCCUCUGGUUCGGUCCAGAUAAAUCCCCACUUCACAGUAACAUGUGAAGAUAUUCUGUCCCUACACGCUGAUGAUGUCCAGUCAUAGUCCUGUAAAUCACCUCUGUACCAUCACCCGUCUUCAGACUGACCUCCGUCGCUCUCAGAGUCUGAGAUCACCUCCAGUCUGCAGCAGCGUGCCAUAUUCAGUUCAGUUAUGUUGUUCCCUUAAGCUAAUCUUUGAAGCGGUAUUAGAAACAUCACCCUUUUCUUUCCCCCGCCAGUUCUCAGGUCAUCAGCACAGGAGAGAACACAACCUGCAUCAGACUUUGAUCAAAUUGAUCACCAGUAAAUCAAAACUUCUCACUUCCCCCUCAGGGGUUCCAUAUGAGACUGUGAGGAGCUUAAAGAGCGUGAAGACGUUAAUGAUCAGUGAAUUGGUUUGGGCCCGUUCACACCAGCAUUAUAACUGUGAAGGUUUGGACCAAAACUAAUUAAUUUCAAUGAAAUUGUCACAUUGAGUGGAUUAGCUGGUGACUCAAUCUGCACUGACCUUUUGUUUGGAGCUCAGACACACUUGAAUCACACUUACUACAAAUGAUGUUGACAGUUCUGACCUUUAGCCAACCGGUCCAAAAGUGUGACGCUGCUACAUUAGCUGUGUAGCAUCAUGUGGUUCUUUAUAACCUUGCUGGAGAUUAACUGCACGAUGGUACACACAGCUCUGUGAUUAUUGUGUUAACGUAGUGUCCGAUUAAUGACCAAGAGAGCUCACAAGCUACCCUGUCACCUUAUGGCUGGCUAGUACUAGCAUGUGUGCAGGUAGCUAACAUAUUACCUGCUAGCUUAGUAUCCACAUUCACAGACAGUAACAACAAGCAUGUAACAGGCAGCCAGUCAAGCCUGUUGCACAACUGCUUGUGAGUAAAUGGCCCAAGUGACGAACACUAGCAUGAGUGUUGCUGCCUGAUGCUGUGACAGCCACCAAGCUGAGUCCGCCUGCUCACAUUUAUGGUCCUUCAAUGCCAGAAUCACAUCAACAUUAAGACUUAAUCAGUCCAACACUGUUUCCAGUAAUACCAGUAAAUUCAGCUAGCUCAACACAAUCACCAGAGUAACUGUUGAAUGUACAUUUCUACCACAGCUACGUAGAAAUCUUACAUUUCUUUAGGUUGCAAGUUUCUUUCUCUUGUGGUUCCAUUUUUUUCCAUCUCCUGAUGUCUUGUCAAAAAUAUCUGUUUUUUAUUUCUACAAAAGCAGCUGGAAAUCCUGAGGCCUCCUUAAAAGUAUAGAGAUGUUGAAACUGAGUCUUGAACAGUGGUCUCUGGCUUGGCAGCCUUCUCGUCUAGUUGCAGCUCCCCUCCGGCUCACAUGCCGACAUUUUACUUCGGCAAGCUAACAGACUUUUAGCCCGUAUAUGUUAAAAUCAUUCCAAACUGAAUGAAUUACAUGAAAACAGCCGAUGAGCCACAUGGGUCCAACGACAACAUCUCCAAAGAGCAGUUUUCAUUCACAGUGAUUCGCUGUAGCGUUUGUUUUUAGCUACUUAGCUAAUAGGACUACUUAGCUCCACAGCUAACUGAGCUACCACCUGUUUGUCUUUCAUUUGACAACGUUACAUCAGAGGAAGAAGGAUGUGGGUGUGUGACGUGAUCAUACAGUGAAAAAAAAGGAAAAAUAACUUGCUGAACAGAUGAGAGAUGUUCAGCUGGUAGAGCUCAGAGUUCAGACAAAAAGUUGCUGGCGCUCAGAAGAAUCAAUAUGUGGAAACGGGUUUGUAAAGCUAAAAGUAAUAAAUGCAUAAUAUGUGACCUUAAGAUCCCGUGUCAACACCAGAUUACAGCUUCGGUACCUUUUUCUCGUUGUGUAUCUGCAGAGGAAGUGAACCUGAGCGCGCUGGGAUCCAGAAUGUGAGUUCAGGGGAAAGUCUGUCUUCUCUGGAUGUUUGUGAUUUUAAUUUUCUGUCACAGGAGUUUUUCUUUUGUUGUUCUGUGUUCGUCUGCGUCUGCAGGUCGUAGGUAAACUCCCCUCUGUCCUCCGCUGAGCAGCGUGUUUCUACUUGUUGUCGACCAUCGCAGCCGUGACUUCUCUAAAUGUGACUAGAAUGUGUUUGACAUGUUAAUAUUCUGCAUGUAGACUUUGAGAGGCUACUUUUGGUCUCUGCUGAAAUAAAAAAAGGAAAUGUUUUUUUAAUGUA
Acanthopagrus latus (yellowfin seabream) is the source of this 6694-nucleotide messenger RNA. RefSeq names its product transmembrane protein with EGF-like and two follistatin-like domains 1a (gene tmeff1a). Gene Ontology annotation, molecular function: protein binding. NCBI's taxonomy places the organism in Eukaryota, Metazoa, Chordata, Actinopteri, Spariformes, Sparidae. The transcript is spliced from 10 exons. The coding region runs from base 1389 to 2492 and encodes 367 amino acids. The record is from RefSeq and is a predicted model, not a curated record.